This is a messenger RNA of Coniosporium apollinis CBS 100218, 786 nucleotides long. RefSeq names its product 2-deoxy-D-gluconate 3-dehydrogenase. NCBI's taxonomy places the organism in Eukaryota, Fungi, Ascomycota, Dothideomycetes. The transcript is spliced from 2 exons. The record is from RefSeq and is a predicted model, not a curated record. Bases 1 to 786 code for a protein of 261 amino acids. Gene Ontology annotation, molecular function: oxidoreductase activity, acting on the CH-OH group of donors, NAD or NADP as acceptor.
AUGGCGUCAGUACAGCAACUAUUCUCUCUGGAAGGCCAAACGGCUCUCGUAACAGGAGGGACUCGAGGCAUCGGACAAGCCAUGGCCGUCGCCCUGGCAGAAGCCGGCGCAGACGUCCUGCUUGUUCAGCGCUCCGAAGCCUCCCAAGAAACCAAACUCCUAAUCGAGGCCCUGGGCCGCAAAUCCGCCAUCUACGUCGCCGACCUCGCCGACAACGCCUCCAUCUCCUCCCUCGUCCCCCGCAUAACAGCGGACGGCCACACCAUCUCCAUCCUCCUGAACUGCGGCGGGAUCCAGCGACGGCACCCCGCGCACCAAUUCCCCGACGCCGACUGGAACGAAGUCCUGCAAGUAAACCUCACGACUGUCUUCACGCUGUGCCGCGACGUCGGGGCACACAUGCUCGCCCGGCAACCUGACGUACACGGCCGGCGCGGUAGCAUCAUCAACAUCGCCUCGCUGCUGUCGUUCCAAGGCGGCAUCACGGUGCCGGCGUACGCGGCGAGCAAGGGCGGGGUGGCUCAGCUAACCAAGGCGCUGAGCAACGAGUGGGCGGGGAAAGGGAUUAGCGUCAAUGCGGUAGCGCCGGGGUAUAUUGCCACGGAGAUGAAUAUCGCGCUGAUGCAGGAUAAGGAGCGGGCGACGAGUAUUUUGGCCAGGAUUCCGGCGGGGAGGUGGGGAAGGCCGGAGGACUUUAAGGGGAGCGUAGUGUAUUUGGCAAGUAGAGCUAGUGGGUAUGUUUCGGGGGAGGUGUUGACGAUUGAUGGGGGGUGGAUGGGGAGGUGA